AUGGCUGACUUCACAGUUGACGCCACAGCUAAUCGAAAAAAACGAUCUAGUAAUUUUUCCGAUGUAGAAAAGGCCGCAAUAAGGGAAGGUUUCGUCGGCUGUGGCGAUCUUUUAGGGAAAAAAUUUGCAAACAAAGUCGGGGGAAACACCAAAGUACAGCAGGACAAUGCUUGGAUGAAAAUUACACAAGCAGUUAAUGCUGUCGGCCGUGCAUUUCGCACGGUCGAUGAGGUUAAAGAAAAACAUCGAAAGAUGGUGAGCUGUGCCAAGGCUGUCGUUGCCAAAGAAAAUGCCAACGCCAGGCAGACGGGUGGGGGUAAGCCGAUGCCUAUCCCGGAUGACACCACUUUGGCAAUAAUACAGGAUAUGAAGGGGACGCCUGCCUUCAGCGGCAUUCCCGGGUCAUCAGCAUCGGAGUCGGCAAUAGUUGCCGUGAACAGGCAGGACGAACCUCAAAAAGACCCGUUCAACCUGCUAGGUUUCGAUGCAUUGACUGGCAGUCCAUCCAGGACUUGGAGCAUGUUUGAGGUGGCAUGUAGUUCGGGCGAGGCAGACUUGGAUGACAUAGAGGGUACUGAGACGAAGGUUGACAUCCGAGAAGACACUAAGGAUAUGCCUUUCUGCGAUAUGUUUGCCAAUUCCUGUACAAAAGAACCAAGUAGCACGGGGAAAAGGAAAGCUGGCCCAAAUGUGGAAUUCAAGACAAAGUCAAAGAAACCAAGAACCUUAAAGGAAGUGCAGACAACAUAUUAUGUUGAAGCCACAGCUGCCAAGAAGUCAGAGAAGAAGUUCUUUGAUGCGGCAACAACUGUGCUGACUUUACUAAGCAAGAAAUAUCUGUAAAGAUAUACUUUUCAUAUGAAAUUGCAUUUUUACUUUUAAUGCUGUAUACAUGCUACUCAAGUUAUUAUGCCCCCCUUUGAAGAAGAGGGGUAUAUUACUUUGCACAUGUCGGUCCGUCCGUAGACCAAAGCUUGUCCGAGUGAUAACUCGACAAUCCUUAGACCUAUGGUCAUCAAACUUGUUUCUGUAGCUUUUUGCAUAAAUAUUGAUAUGGAAUUUGGGCCGGAACAGUAAAUGACCCAUAUUGAUUUAAGGGGUCAUCAGGUUAAAGGUCAACAACAGUGACCUUUAAGGCAAACUUAAAAAUUCAUUGACCUAUGAUCAUCAAACUUUACAUGAAGGUUGGCCCUAAUUAGUAGAUGACGGUGACCCCCUUUUGAGUUUGGGAUCAUUGAGCCAGAGUUAAAGGUCACGUUGACCUUUAAUGCAAAAAAGUAGUAAAGCUUCUCCCAGUGAUAUUUCAACAAUGCCUGGACCUAUGAUCAUCAAACUUGACAUGUAGGCUGGGUCUGGCCAGUAGAUGCCCCCUUAAUUUUCGGAUUCAUCAGAUCAAAGUUCAAUGUCACAGUGACCUUGAAUGAAAAAAGCUUGUCUGUGUGAUAACUUUAGAGUGCCUGCAGCCAUGGCCAUCAAACUUGACAUUCAGGUAUUUGGCGACCAGCUGCAUGAUGACUCAUAUGGAUUUUGAGGUCAUAGAGUCAAAGGCCAUGGCCACAACACGCUCUAUACUCAUACUUUGAAUGGUCAUUGUCUUGAUACUGUCUCAGCGGCAUACAAUGUCAGUGACAAAUAAAUUGUCAUUUCGGAUAAUACAUAUUUCAUUUAAUUAUCAAUACAAUCCUGACAACAUGCUGCUCAUGGGGGCAUAA
Mya arenaria is the source of this 1712-nucleotide messenger RNA. RefSeq lists its product as uncharacterized. The transcript has 8 exons. Bases 1 to 843 code for a protein of 280 amino acids. Gene Ontology annotation, cellular component: nucleus. The record is from RefSeq and is a predicted model, not a curated record. Lineage: Eukaryota; Metazoa; Mollusca; Bivalvia; Myida; Myidae.